AUGGCUGCGAAGCCGCCAGCGAAAGGUUACUGGCAAGCACUCCCAGAGUUCAUUCAGGCCCUGGUUGCAGACUCAUUCCACAACUUCGUCUUCACUGGACCACCGAAUCAAACGAUCGACAGGCCCAUACCGGUCUCAACAGACAACACAAGAUGGGUUCCAGUACCACGCGCCUCAACCAAAAAGGGCUUUGCGGAAGGUUCUGAAGGUUUGAUCAACCUCUGGUGUCUUGUCGACAGUGACGACAAGAUAAUAGACAGGAUCAUCAUCAAGCAAAUCCAUCCAGGCUGUCAACGCUACGAAGAUUCUUCAAACUGGAAAGACGGAAAUGUUGGUGGAGAGCCCAGGGAGUGUGCCAUGGCCAAUUCUGUCUGGUCCGCCCUAGCUACCGACAACAGAAAGCACGUACUCGAGUGUCUGGGAUAUGGGGAUUGCAAAGGGGAGCCACGAUGGAGAUACAGACUUUACUUCGAGUUCAGCGAGCAUGAAGACCUUUCUAGAAUGAUUGAAGCCCAAAGAGAAGGCCAAAGCAGUACUGGACAAAAGAGAAAAGCCGAUGAUGGUGACACUAUAUUCCCAGAAGCUUUCCUGUGGUAUCUACUCGAAUCUCUGGCUAAAGUUGUCGUAGCCAUGGACCAAGCUGGUGAUAAAGGUGGCGUCCUCCAUGGUCCAGUAUUCUUCAGUGCACCAGAUUCAAAGAGAUUUAGCUUGUACCCAAUACCAAAGGUGGCAGAUUUCGGGAGCUCGCGUAACCUCGGCGACUCAGGAGUCAGAGAUCGAUCCGACGUUGUCAGGAGAGAUGCAUGCUGCAUGCUGUUUGCGCCGCCGGAGCUGGCCAGGAUCAACGACGGGGUGACGUGGGAGGUCAAGGAUGGAUCAAGUGCCACGCUCAGCAACAAAACCAACGUUUGGCAGGUCGGAAUGCUUCUUGCUUGCUGCAUGAGGUUGAGACCAUAUCUACCAGAAACCGAUUGGCGCGAUGUACCUCAGAUGCAUUGGGAGACGCCCGAGAAAGAGCAAUUGCGGUUUAGCAAGAAGAGAGGCAGGCCAGAAUUGAGUCGCAAGCAGCUGUGUCACGAGAACUCCAAGUACAACUCGGUGCUAAUCAACAUCGUAAAGCUUUGUCUGCACUUUGAUCCAGUUAAGAGGCCAUCACCGAGUUCUUUGCUGAGAGGAGUGCAAAAAUACAUGAAAGACGCAGUCGCUGGUGUUGAGAACUAUCAGUCGGUUGAAGGAGAAGCCGAUGACGAUAUACAGCCGUACAAGCUCCUCAAGAAGAAGGACGACAGAUACAAGAUUGGCAAACAGUUCGACUAG
Aureobasidium pullulans EXF-150 is the source of this 1317-nucleotide messenger RNA. RefSeq lists its product as uncharacterized. NCBI's taxonomy places the organism in Eukaryota, Fungi, Ascomycota, Dothideomycetes, Dothideales, Saccotheciaceae. The record is from RefSeq and is a predicted model, not a curated record. The coding region runs from base 1 to 1317 and encodes 438 amino acids. Gene Ontology annotation, biological process: protein phosphorylation. Gene Ontology annotation, molecular function: ATP binding; protein kinase activity. The transcript has 5 exons.